Messenger RNA from Dromaius novaehollandiae (emu), 3773 nucleotides. It is a transcript of the gene IQCK, whose product is annotated as IQ motif containing K. The record is from RefSeq and is a predicted model, not a curated record. Gene Ontology annotation, molecular function: protein binding. Bases 137 to 838 code for a protein of 233 amino acids. NCBI's taxonomy places the organism in Eukaryota, Metazoa, Chordata, Aves, Casuariiformes, Dromaiidae. The transcript is spliced from 9 exons.
ACUUACCUGCCGCGGCCACGUGCGGCGGCUCCGCCCCGCCCGCGCGCCGACCCGGAAGGGGAACGCGAACGGGAACAGGAACGUGCCCCGCCCAUGGCGGCGCCGCGGCGGCGGUUGCCGUGGCGACGCGGGCGCCAUGGCGGCAGCCGGGCAGCCGCCGAGCCUGUGGGAGCGCGUGUGCGCAGAGUAUGAAGCAGAACAACCUACCUUUCCAGAUGGUUAUGAAUCAAAGCAAGAAUCUGUGUCUUUGGAGGCAGGAAUAUUGCAGCCAUUAUGUAUGGAACAAUUCUACACAGCCUCUGCAGCUAAUACUGUUGGCCAGCAGUUCCUUUCCAUAUGCGAGGCAACUACCUCUUCAGAACCACCUGAUCCAAAAACAUGUUCUCCUCGAGAAUACUUAGAGUAUUACAUAUUUCCAAUACUUUUACCUGGAAUGGCUGAACUCCUACAUCAAGCAAAGAAGGAGAAGUGUUUUGAGAGAAAAAGAACCAAAUUCAUUGCCUGUGAUUUCCUAACUGAGUGGUUAUACAACCAGAACCCAAAGAGGAAAGAUGAGUCAUUCACAGAAUUCUUUUCCAUUCCUUUUGUUAGCGACUGGCUAAAGGACCAUCCUAGGCCACCAAUUCCUCUGUCUCUCCUUCUGUCUGAAGAAGAAGCAAGCAAAGUAAUUCAGUCAUUCUGGAGAGGUUAUCGGGUCCGCUGUGAUCCUGAAGUACAAGAGCUACGUGAGUGGCAAAAGCAGCUGAGAGAGGACAAAAAUGUUAUUAAAAAUUUGAAAGAAUUCUGGAUGAAGCAGGAAGCCAAAGGACUUUUUGAUCAGCGCUUCACUUCUCUAUGAAGGGCUCAGAACAAGAAGAAUUUUCUUCAAUGCAGUAUACAAUUUGCUGCAAAUAUUGAAAUCGGAAGACUGUCAUGAUUGUUUUCUGUGAUAGCAAUUUGUUACAAGGGCUGCAAAAUUAGAUUCUCCAAACAUUGAUUCAUAUUUAUAUUGCAGUUUUAAUCCACUAAAGGUCAGGUUUUAUUUAUCUGUGAACACAGUUGCCUCAGGGAUAUAGUGUAGCUGAACAGAAUCAUUCUGAAAGACAAAAUCAUAUAUCACAAUAGGGGAAAACUGUAUUUAUGUGUACAUAAAUAUGGGCGGGAAAGAGGUGUGUGCAGCAAGUGAAGUAGAAUUCUUGGUGUGGUAGCUUAGAGUUCUUACUAAAAGUAUGUAAAAACAAUGAGAAGUAAUAUCCAUCACCGAUAAAUUCUCUUCUAGCAGACCUAACUUAUACAUAAAGAAAGUUUUGACAGAAUGACCAAGGCUUUCUUCGAGUCUCUGUGGGAUUUCAUAGCAUAUUUACUGUGGUUUAAUGAGAGUUUACUUUUAAACAAUUUUUGUGGGUAUAUGUUUUUUUUAAAAAAACAUAAGCAAGCCUUUUUCAAAGAUCUGAAAACAGUGGAUUCAAAUUUACUAUGAUAAAAUUAAUUUCAAUAUAAAUUUACAAAAUGAAAGCCAGAUUCUUCCCUUUGUAAUACUUGUCUAAUUCUGUCCAUGUUAGUUGUUUAGAAUUGCAUUACUGAAGGUGGUAAUAGAAGUUGACCUAGCAGGCUUGCUAAUGCAUUUUAAAUGAUUCCAGUUUGAUGUUUGUGUUUUGCACUCACUGUUUUCCAUUUGUUAGCAUUUGUAUCAUCUCAUCAAAGCAUGGAAUCUUUUUACAUGUUUCAUUCUCCAGGGUACUGGUAAGAGUAACACGUACAUAAGCCUUCCACUUAUUUCUGGGAAGUAAAUUUUAAAAUAGUCCUCCCGGUAUAUAUCUACAACAUAUCACUGUGAAAAGGAGUGUGUAUCAUAUUAGACUGACUUUACGUUUUUUCUUCUAGAGUUAGAUUUAUGUGAAAAUUAAAAAAAAAAAAAAAAAAAAAAAGAAGGGAAGCUGAUCAGUACGCUUGUAGCUACCGUGUAACAUCAUUCCCAAACCAGUGCAGGAAAGUGGUGAACCUAGUCAGUACUGAGGAGGCAGUGCUGCACGUUUCUCUUAGGUAAUGCUGUAGUUUCAGGGAGACUUGCAUCAAUGGAUGCGUACAGCUGUCCUCUUGGUUUAUGCUGAAGCGCAGCAUCUGGAAAAGGGAAGGCUGUGAGGCGCUCAGAGUCCUUGCAUUCCAAAAAGCUAAAACAGGGAAAGAUCUCAAUGCUAGUGAAUGAAUUCUCUCCAGAUGUUGUAGCAGUGGUAUAGUUCAGCAAAAAUAUUCUAGGAAAUGAACUGCUAAAAUUGUGCGUGUUAUUUUCAGCUUUAGUUUCCAUGUACGUGCAGGAGAACUGUGUAUGAAGGCUGUGUUUGUGUAGGCACAUAGGGUGGCUUUCUGCCCUGCUUAUGUGGGCAAUCAUAGUUUACAAUCUUCACACAUAGGAAAUCUUAGAGGUGAAAUUACAAGUGCAUUUUCAGAGGACAAGUUGAAACCAUUUUGAAAAUGUUGCUAGUAAGAAUACAUACAAUGGCAAAAAAAAUAGGGGGGAAUAGACCAGUUGAAUUAAUUGGCAGUUGGCACUGAUUUAAUUCAAGGAGCUUCUGUCACUGAAGAAACUGAAUUAUUUCCAUUGUUUCAGAGAAUAACAUAGUGAUAAGAUUUCCUCUACAUCCUUUACCACUUGUUUCAAGAAGAAAAAAUGUCUCCUUUUAACCCCCUUCAUAGAGCUUUCCUCUCAUCAAAUUAAUUAUUUUAGAACUAUAGUACACACAGCUGUUCUACCACUUCAAAGAAGUGGUACCCUUUUCAAUUUUUAUUAAGUGCAAAUUUGUAUUGCUUUUAGUACUUUAGCUUUCCAUAUUAUCAAAUUGUUUCUAUAAUUACUUAACUGAGCCCUGUUAAGUUAACUUGAAUAUCCAUACAUAAAAUAGCCUUGAGGCACAGACAGCUGGCUAUUUGGAAACAGCUGUAAUAGUUACUGUCCAGUGUUUUUCAUUAUCCAGCUCAGCUGCAAUGCCAUAAUUAAUUUUGUUAACGUUCCAGCUGUUCUUAUUUCUGCUAUUAUUAUUCUGCUAUUUAUUACUGUUAUUAAACCCUGUUUCACUGUGAAGUCAACAUGGUUAAAUUGCCCGCGUCAGUGGUUCAGCUUAACCCAGCUGACUUUGCACUGAAGUGGAUUAUGAGCGCUCAUACAAUAAUGAAUAGCACAGCACACCUACUUUUUAAGCUUGUCUAUCUACACAUUUGGUUUAACUGAAUUACUGUGAAAUCUCCCCUUUAAUUAAACCAUUGUGCUAUUUGCACCAAGCAGAACAAAGCAUUUGUUGUUGCUAAAGACUCAGAUGUCACAAGUAAAGAAUUAGAUUCACAAUCAAAAGAAAAAAAGAACAUUUUAAAAUAGAUAUAGCAAUUUAUUACAAAGUUAACUACAUUAAGAAUAACAAUGAAGUAUUUCUUGAAUUUGUAUAUGACUUUAAACCUGUUUAUUAAGUGCUGUAAAGAUUGUUGGAUCUAACUGUAGGGGAUGAACAGUGUGAGCUGCCAAAUAGCUUUUAGAAAAUGCUGACUCAAACAGUAAUGUGAUUCUAUUGACACUACUAGAAAGAUCAGCAUACCUUCCAUGAAAAUAUCAGCCAAAGACUCUGCUAGUGUGAGCCUAAUGGUCAGAUUCUGCUUUGUUGUGGUUCUCAGUACAAUGUAAUGGAAGGCUUAUUUCAUGUGUAUAUUUUAAAAACAAAUAUUUAUAAUUUUAUGAACUUAUGUUUGUAUAAUAUUGUAUAUUGUUUGUAUAAUACUUAAAGAGGAUAUUAAAAGGAAGUUAUAAA